Molecule: messenger RNA, 2712 nt
Organism: Eremomyces bilateralis CBS 781.70
Lineage: Eukaryota; Fungi; Ascomycota; Dothideomycetes; Eremomycetales; Eremomycetaceae
Product: N-acetylated-alpha-linked acidic dipeptidase-like protein 2
Exons: 4
Coding region: 478-2619 (713 amino acids)
Molecular function (GO): carboxypeptidase activity
Source: RefSeq, a predicted model, not a curated record
GAGCAUUGGGGGAUGACAUCAGUUGCUUGGGAAUCAUUCCGUGGCCCCCACAUCGGAUCAGAUCACGAUGCACCAUCCAUGUCGAUUCCAAGCGCAUCAUCGCCACAACUAUUCUCUCGACUUGACUAUUUUGUACCGGCUCCAACGCCGCUUUCUACGUUGUCUAGGAAUUGGAUUCACAAUCACCUUCCUGAAAAAGCGGCUAAGCUCCGAAAAUGCCAAUGCUAAGGUCCUUCGCCCAGCAAUUGAACCCGGUGGGGUUGGACUAUCCUAGAUGAGACAACGAGUCCCGCACAAAAGAGUCCGGGGAUUGUACAGUCGAAUGCCAAUAGUUGCCAUCUUGGGUGGUUAUCCAAAUGCCCGGAUGGUGGUAUAAAUACAAAGCCGGAGUGACGUCCGUCCGACCUGAACUCGAUUGACAAUGUCGUUACUGCUUGAGUCCGUUUUCUUGUCCCGUCACUAGCAAGCGUUGUAACAAUGAAGGGGGCACGUUCAAUUGCACUGAUAUCGUUGCUUGCCCAAGCGAACGCAUGUAUACGCGAGAAAAAUCUUUUGGAGAGAGGCCGAACACUCUCAAGGCGACAAGCUCCUCAUGCGCCAUUCCCGCCGGUGUUGUCAGAAACCGAAUCGAUUCUGUCCAACUCGUUCGACAGUACGUCGCUCUCUGAAUGGAGCCACUAUUAUACUCAUGGGUUGCACAUUGCCGGCACCAAUAAGAGCCAGGCGCAAUGGACAGCAGAUCGCUGGGCUGAGAACGGAUUCACGGCCUCCCUGGCAGAAUAUAUUGUGUAUCUGAACUACCCAGUGUCAAACUCGCUCACACUUACUUACGGAAAUGGGUCCGUGUUUCAUCCCAAGUUGAAAGAAGAUGUACUGGCAGAAGAUUCGGUAACGGGCUCCCCAGAUUCGGCCCCCGUGUUCCACGGAUAUUCAGCUACUGGAAAUGCCUCGGCGGAAUAUGUCUACGUCGGUAGAGGACAACAAGUGGACUUUGACCGUCUCGUCGCCCUUGGAGUCCCGCUGGAAGGCAAAAUUGCUCUUGCAAGGUAUGGAGGGCCUUUCCGAGGAUUGAAAGUUAAGAAUGCCCAAGACUACGGAAUGAUCGGAGCAGUCAUAUUCACCGACACUGCCGAUGACGGCAAUGUGACUGAAGCAAACGGCUAUGCCGCAUAUCCAGAGGGACCCGCAAGAAAUCCUACGUCUGCCCAACGAGGCUCUGUGCAAUUCCUCUCUACCUAUCCAGGAGACCCAACGACCCCUGGAUAUCCAUCAAAGGAAGACAGCCCUCGUACGGAUAAGUCACCGGUCACGCCUCGUAUUCCAUCUUUCCCACUUUCCUGGCAGGACGCAAAACCUUUGUUGAAUGCCCUAGACGGCCAUGGUACCAAUGGGUCGGAAGUCAAUCGUACCAAUUGGGUUGGUGCUCUCAAUUCCACCUAUAGCACCGGUCCCGCCCCAGGUGCCGUCCUCUCCAUGUCGAAUGUCAUGCGAGAUGCGAUCACGCCGAUCUGGGAUGCCAUUGCAUGGAUCAACGGCACGAACAGCGAUGAGACCAUCGUAAUCGGCAAUCAUAGAGAUGCUUGGAUUGUCGGAGGGGCUGCGGACCCGAAUUCGGGCUCGGCAAUCAUGGUGGAAUUGUCCAAAGCUUUUGGUAAAUUGCUUCAAACCGGAUGGAAACCCCGACGAAACAUUGUUUUAGCAUCCUGGGACGCGGAGGAGUACGGCCUCCUCGGAUCGACCGAAUGGGUGGAAGAAUACAUUCCAUGGCUCUCAGCUACCACUGUGUCAUAUCUUAAUAUCGAUGUCGGGUGCUCCGGACCUUCCCCGGGACUUUCAGCGACCCCAGAGCUGCAUAAAGUUGCAAUUGAGACGAUGAAGAAGGUCAUCUGGCCCAAAAAUGGGGCUCUGAAUUUGACAAUGUAUGACGUUUGGUUUGAGGAGACGGAGGGUGAGGUUGGGGUCCUAGGUUCCGGAUCUGACUACACUGCUUUCCUCCACAAAGGCAUCUCUUCACUCGAUGUGGGGAGCGAUCAAGGUGCCGGAGAUCCAAUCUAUCACUAUCAUUCGAACUAUGACACCUGGCACUGGAUGACCACUUACGGUGACCCGGGAUUCCCCGUCCAUAAAGCGGUAGGACAGUAUCUGUCACUGUUGGCAUAUCACCUCGCAGAUGAUGAGGUCGUCCCAUUUGACCUUCCUAAUUACACAGUGGAAUUGAAGAAGUAUUUCGAUGCCGUCGAGAAGACCAUCUCUUCAACCAGCGGGAGCGUGGACCUCACUGAACUCACCCACGCCAUCGACGAAUUUGAGAGGCGAGCGAUUGAAAUUAAAGCACUCGAACAGAAAGCUCUGGAGGGCGAGGAUGCUGAUUUGCUCCUCGUUGUGAAUCAUAAAUACCGUGAUUUCCAAAGAGGCUUCACAAGCCAAGGAGGGUUCCCCGAACGGGAAUUCUAUCAACACGUCGCAUUUGCACCUGGCCUAGACACUGGAUAUGCUCCUGUUACUUUCCCUGGAAUCACGGAGGCCGUCGAGAUAUAUAAGGACUUCGACAUGGCACAGGAAUGGGUCACGAAGACAGCUCAAGGCAUUAUUCGGGCAGCAAAUAUAAUCAAACCUUAGGAUCAUUGGCCAGGGAAGAGCAGCUAGAGAACAGUAAUGUGUAUCGAACGCUACGGAAAAGAAAUUUUAGCGUAUGAGCUUUGUCGAAUGAAG